AUGCGGCGAAUUCGACCCCCGAUCGCGGCUCUGCUGCUCCUGGCCAUCUUCUUCUCAUGCUACUUCACCACUACCCAAGCGAAGGAAACCGUCUACAUCAAGGGACUAGGACUCGACGGCGUGAACCGUGAGCUUGAUGUCAGUCGAUAUCCGGCCUUGUAUACCGGCGACUUUGACGAUUGUCUGGGCGGGAAAAGCUUGUUCAAUGUCACCAAAUUUGAUGCUGCGUACUACGCAGACAAUCUCACGGUUCUGUUUCAUUUAGACGGGACCACCAACAUCCAUAAAGAAGACCUGAUUCUUCACAUUUCGGUCGAAGCCUACGGGGAGAAUAGAUUUAAUAUGACGUACGACCCUUGCAAGGCCAACAUCCAUAGCAUGUGCCCACUAAACAAUUCUGUGCCCAUCACGGCAUUUGCAGCUAUCCCGCUUGCUCCCCACGACGUAUCUGGCAUUCCGUCAAUCGCUUUGGGAAUUCCAGAUCUUGAGGGCCUGGCCCGACUGCAGAUAUUCGCCAACUCGACACAAACACAAAUUGGAUGCUUCCAAGCCGUCAUGACUAACGGCAACACCUUCUCCCAGCCGGAAGCCGUGUCGUCCUUUCUCGGGGUCAUGGUUUUUAUUGCCGUCCUGGCAUCCUUUGCUACUACCAUCUAUGGCUUGAGCAUUCCUCAUAUGCGUGUCCAUUAUGCGCAUUCGUUCUCCGUCCUUGUCAUCUUCGAGACGUUUCAGUCCAUAUUCUUUUCUGGUGCCCUUUCUGUCAACUGGCCCAGCGUUCUUCCCGCAUGGUGGAGUAAUUUUGCAUGGACGGCGGGGAUGUUUGCGGAUGACCAAAUUGUUCGCUCCGUGAGUUCGUUUACAGGCAACAGUCUCAACAUUAGCCAGGUGGGUGGUGCUGGCUCAGUCCAAAUCAAUAAUGGCGGUGGGCUGUCGCAGCAGAUCUAUGGCCGGUCCAUUUUCGAUGGCUCUCCAUUGCACCGCGAUGGCGAUAGCUCAUUAAACUCCUUUACCCGACGAGCGGCAUACAAUGCCAGCGAUCCCUACGACUACACCUGGGCUGGCCACCCGAGGACGCCUGGCAUGCCAAUGCCCGGGACCUGGCCCGGAUUUGGUGGAACCUUGUCUGUGGUCAAUGUGCCACCAGCCGAGGCCUUCACCAUUUGUAUAAUCUGGUUGCUGGUUGUUUUGGCAGCCGUAGCGUUUUUCGUGGUAACAGCCAAGCUAAUAUUGGACGCCUUGGUUAAGCUGAAGUGGCUAAAAUCCGACGGCUUCGACUACUUCCGUUCACAUGUCUGGGGAUAUACUGCUUCGGCACUCUUUCGGACACUCUUUAUCGCCUUCUUCACCGUAAUGACCCUGGCAAUGUAUCAGUUUUCCUUGCGAAGUACAGCAGGCCCGACGGCGGUUGCGGUAAUCAUCUUCUUAAUCUUCUUCGUAGGCGUCGGGGGCAUUGCAACCUAUGCCUGUUAUUUCCGACUUCGCCACGGCAAGUACGAGACUGGGCCAGACAGUCUACGUUUCGAGCGAGGCAACGUUUUUGGAAAAAUCCCCUUUAUCGCUACGACGAGGCAGAGCAACAUAGGUGAAGAGGAAUCCAGUCAGACGCCGUAUCUCUUCGGCACCAUUCCUUUCAUCAAGGUCAAGUACGUUGACGAUGACCCUGACAGAGAUACUGUUCACAUGGAUGAGGGAUUUGUGAAGAGGUUUGGUUGGUUAUCAGCGCGGUACCGACGCUCAAGAUGGUGGUUCUUUGCAGUUUACCUUGGCUAUCAGUUUAUUCGAGCAUGCUUUAUCGGAGGAGCAGCACGGUCCCCUCUGGCACAGGUUUACGGACUGUUCAUAUUCGAGCUCAUUGCUCUUUUCAUAAUCAUCAAGCUCAACCCAUUCGAAAGCAACCGAAACACAGCAGUCGCUAUUUGGAUGUUGUCAAUCUCCAAGAUUGUAACCACCGGCAUCUCAAUCGCCUUCCUACCUGCGUUUGCUAUCAAUCGAAUUGUUGCCACAGUUCUUGGCAUCAUAAUCGUCGUUGUCCAGGGCUUUGUCGCUGUGGCAGUGUUGGUCUUAAUCAUCCUAGGUGUGUUUUCUUCGUGGAUGUCUCUGUCCAGAAACCGAGAACACUUCCCCCAGACUCUGGACCAGAUGCGCAUCAACUUUUUUGAACAUGCAAGGGCUUGCGCGGAUGACUUUCCACCCCGAACCAGGCAGUCGAAGAAGAAGGAGAAGGAGAAAGCGAGAACGGAACCGCAGGAGGCUAUGUUUGAAGUUCGAGAAGUGCGACGAGCACCAAAAAUUGAAGACGAGAGCGUCGACAAAUUUCCAGAUUUGGAGCCACCACACAUUUCGGUCACUGGUGCUGGGGCUAGUAGCAGUAGUGGUGGAAGGCGAAGUCGAGCAAACAGCGCCAGCUCGAGGCUCUCAGUCAGUAGCCUUCCAAGGACUACUCGUGUCCAUCGGGCUUCAUGGAGCUCCAAGGACAUUCCACUUUGGGAUUCUGAAAUGAACCGGGGAGACCAACAACGGGUAGGCCACUCGCGAAGCAGCUCCCUGAGGUUGUCUGGCUUUGUUGUAGACGCUCCUGGCACCAUUACACCUGUCCGCAGGCCAAUGACGCCGCAACAAGAGAUUGUGGAAGAACCGUCAACUCAGCAGUUGGAUCCUUCGUCAACGGAAAACACUGAAGUCAGCCCGAUUUCUGAAUCCGGAACGGCAGAGACGAGCAACAAAGAACUUGAUGCUUCAACACCUGAAGCAGAGACUGAGUUAACAGAACAGAAGGAUAAACCAAAGGUUGAGGAAGCCAGAGCGAAUGAAGCAGCAUAG
Molecule: messenger RNA, 2820 nt
Organism: Pochonia chlamydosporia 170
Lineage: Eukaryota; Fungi; Ascomycota; Sordariomycetes; Hypocreales; Clavicipitaceae
Product: TRP-like ion channel
Exons: 2
Coding region: 1-2820 (939 amino acids)
Biological process (GO): fungal-type cell wall biogenesis; transmembrane transport
Source: RefSeq, a predicted model, not a curated record